AUGGAACGGACUACAAAGUUAAGUCAAGCAGAAAACGCAGAGCUCAAGAAUGAAAUUGCAAAAUUAAAACGAGCUGUUAAGAAUAUUGAAAAGCAAAAUCAUCCAGUUACUAAUGAUUUAAAAUCUUCGGAAUAUUCCACUUCAUUACCUAACAAGAGUUGCUCAAAUGGUGAAAAUGCGCAGAUUAAAGAUUCUUCAACUCACCACGAAGCGGAUCAAUCCAUGACUAGCACUGACUUAGUAACUUCAGAACAGUUAACUUGGAGAGAAUGCAAUAUUAAUUGGAUGCUAGCUUGUCCUGAUCCAACCCCAAUCGCAUUUUUUCGAUAUACAUUUCCAGCACAUAAAACUAAAGCUUCUGAUAAUUAUUGGAAAACACUUGAUCUGGCUUUGAAUAUGGCUAACAAUCAGGAAAUAAAAGAUAAGCUCAAGAUAAUGAAAGAAACGGCGGAUAUUCUUGUUUGUCGUAAUGUACGUAGUACCAAUCUUAAUCUUCACAAAGAGAUAAACACGUUGUCAUUAAACAAGGACGAAUCAUUGGCAAAAAAUACCAACUUAGGUAUAAAAUUUUUUAUAAGCAAGGGUAAUGACGACAAGGUUUAUAAAGAUGGUAUCGAUGAUAGCGACAUUUAUAAUAACUUCAUAGAACGUGGAGAAGAAAAUCAACCAACUACUCAUCGAUCGUGGGUUCUCAAAAGUGGUACCAACGUUGGAGACGAGUUAGCAAAAUAUGUUAAGACAAUUCCUGGGGCUCAUAAAUGUUUGAACCUCGCAUACUGGAACAUUCUUGAUUUAACAGAAGACACCCAAAUAAAACCUUUUUUUUCAACAGAUGACUGGGAAGAAAUAAAUGAAAGCUUUAAAAAAGAAAUAUCCAAAAAAAAUGAUGAAUAUAUUAUCAAUGCGAUUGAUGAUUUGACUCCGGAGAUGAUAGAAAAAAAUAGAAAAGUCAAAUUCAGUGAUGAGGAUAAGGAGAUCUUUAAUGGAUUAAGAUGUGCCGUUAUUACCUAUGCCGAAAAUUUGAAGGAUCUUGAAGUUCCCAUAUCAGAAGCCGACUUUGACAAUUCAUUUCCAAAUAUGUUAACAAAAAGAUUUUUAAACAAACGUGAUCUCAAAAUGGAUGUCGGGGAAAUUGCUUGUUGGGCUUCUGCCCGUCGAAGAAACGAGGGACGCUCAAUAGUCCUCCGAGCACGCAUAGGCCAAAAGUGCGAUUUUCGGGGUACUUUGAAAAACAGCAUUAAUAACCUUGAAGCCAUUAUUGGCCUUAGAAGUGGUAAUCUCCCUGUUGCACAUCGCAAAAAAAUUCAUGAGGAUAGAGUGGAUCUUUCCAUAGCAAUGCACGAUGUUCUGUAUAAUUUUUUUAAAACAAAUCCCAAUGCAUCUGGAAAUAGCUUCAUAGUACAUAUGUUCUUGGAAUUCAAUCGUGGGAUAGGGUGGAUCCACGAAACUUAUGGCAUGGACUGUAAGGCUACAAAUGUAUUAUGCUUAGGAAGGCUUUCUCAGAAAAAGAUGCCCAAUACUUUAAAAACGCUUGCAAUUCUUCAAGGCUUUUAUGCUACUAUGUCGGACAUCAAGUCUACAUUGAAAAUAAUUUGUGAUCACACAAAUGGUGUCUCACUUUCCGACUCACGUUUACAUAGAGAACGCAAAAGAAAAAUUCCAGUUUACAGCGAGCAAUCCGGAUUGUUCAGUACACCUUCAUCAAGUCCAAUAAAGAAAG
Entrophospora sp. SA101 is the source of this 1720-nucleotide messenger RNA. Lineage: Eukaryota; Fungi; Glomeromycota; Glomeromycetes; Entrophosporales; Entrophosporaceae. The record is from the annotation of a GenBank genome assembly.